This is a messenger RNA of Nicotiana tabacum (common tobacco), 2272 nucleotides long. RefSeq names its product 4-coumarate--CoA ligase-like 6. The record is from RefSeq and is a predicted model, not a curated record. Gene Ontology annotation, biological process: ubiquinone biosynthetic process. Gene Ontology annotation, cellular component: peroxisome. Gene Ontology annotation, molecular function: CoA-ligase activity. NCBI's taxonomy places the organism in Eukaryota, Viridiplantae, Streptophyta, Magnoliopsida, Solanales, Solanaceae.
AUCAUUCUUUUUAUUCCCAAAAAAUACCCAGACAAUCUGACAAAAGAGUAUCCGACUCUUUGGCUCCAUCAGUUGUUCCAUAAUGGUCUUCAGGUGACUAUGAAUUUAAUUUCCUACUAUACUCUUCAGUUUAUAGAUAAUCUGCCUAAUCUUCUGUUACUUUUCCUACCAUAUUUGUGCAAAUAAAGUAUCGUUAAGGUUUGUCUCUUACCUAAUUAAGAAGAUGACAAAGCUUAGAUUCUUUAGUAUAAAUACAGCGAGUUUUCUUGAAUACAACAGUAAUUAGCCCUUUAUUGUGAUCAAUGGCAACAUUCUUGAAACCCCAUUUGAACUCCCAUGCCACAGAGGAUGAAGUUGUGAAAAACCCUUCUAAAACCCCCUUUUGGUACUGUGCUGAAACAGGAGUAUACAACAGUAAGUACCCUUUUAUUAAACUGCCAGAAGACCCUUUUCUUGAUGUUGUUUCCUUCAUUUUCUCACACAAGCAUGCUGGAUUCUCAGCUCUUGUUGACUCCACUUCUGGCAUUUCACUUCCCUAUUCAGUGUUUUACUCUAUGGUUAAGUCCAUGGCUAGUAGUCUUCACCAAAGGGGUGUCUCACCAGGUGAUGUUGUGUUAAUUCUCCUCCCAAAUUCCAUUUAUUUCCCUGUUAUUUUGUUGGGUGUUUUGAGUCUUGGUGCAAUUGUAACCACUAUGAAUCCCUUCAGUAGUUUGUUAGAGAUUAAAAAACAAGCCCUUGAUUGUGGUGUUACUCUGGCAUUUACUACUGAUGAUAGAGUUGAUAAAUGUGCUGCAUUAGGCAUUCCUGUAAUAGGGGUGCCAGAAAGUUUGGUUUCUAAUUCAAAUGGUAGUCAAAGUUCUGGUUUUUAUGAGCUGAUUUCAUGUGAUCCCAACUGGGAUUCAAGUCCUAAAAUAAGUCAGCAAGAUACAGCAGCAAUUCUGUACUCGUCGGGUACUACUGGUACAGGCAAAGGUGUUGUCUUGACUCAUGCGAACUUUAUAGCCAUGGUACAACUUUUUGUGAGGUUUGAAGCUUCACAAUAUGAAUAUUUGAGUACUGAGAAUGUGUACUUGGCUGUUGUACCGAUGUUUCAUGUGUACGGGCUCUCUCUCUUUGUGAUGGGAUUGUUGUCAUUGGGGUCUACCGUUGUUGUGAUGAGAAAAUUUGAUGCUGAUGAGAUGGUGAAAGCUAUUGAAAGAUACGGCGUCACUCACUUCCCCACAGUCCCACCAUUAUUUAUGGCGUUGACUAGAAGAGCAAAGGAUGGUACUUCGAGCAGUAUGAAGAGCUUGAAACAGGUUUCAUGUGGCGCAGCUCCCUUAAACACAAAAUCUAUUGAAGAAUUUGUUCGCACUCUCCCAGAUGUUGAUCUCAUUCAGGGAUAUGGCAUGACUGAGUCAACUGCUAUUGGAACACGUGGUUACAAUUCUGAAAAGCUUCGUAAUUAUUCUUCGGUAGGGCUUCUAGCUCCAAACAUGCAAGCUAAAGUAGUGGAUUGGAUCACAGGUUCACCCUUACCUCCCAACUGCAUGGGCGAGCUCUGGCUUUGUGGACCUGGUGUCAUGAAAGGGUACUUGAAUAACUCAGAGGCUACUAAGUCUACGAUUGAUGGAAAUGGUUGGCUCCACACUGGUGAUAUUACUUAUUUUGAUGAAGAAGGAUAUCUUUAUGUCAUUGACCGACUGAAAGAGAUUAUCAAAUAUAAGGGCUUUCAGAUAGCUCCUGCUGAUUUAGAAGCUGUAUUGGUCUCACAUCCAGAUAUCGUUGAUGCUGCAGUAACAGGAGCCAGAGAUGAGGAAGCUGGAGAAAUUCCAGUGGCAUUUGUCGUCAAGAGAGAUGGGUGUGCACUUUCCCAAACAGAUGUGAUCGACUUUGUUUGUAAGCAGGUUGCACCAUACAAGAAGAUUAGAAGGGUUUACUUUAAAGCUUCAAUACCCAGGUCUGCAGCUGGAAAGAUUCUUAGAAAGGAGUUAAGGAACUUAUUAACUUCCAAAUUGUAGGGCCUCUUUAUCAACUGUCCAGCUCUACAGUUGCCUAACAAAGUUCGCACACGGGUGAAAUCCAGAAGAAACCAAUAAUAGAUGAGGAUAUUUUUUGUGUUUUCUUGUAGAUGCAAGUAGAUAUUGGGGAAACAACAGCUGCCAUUCAUAUAUUAUGUACAAAUCUUGAUCAAUCUUUUGGUUUCAGCAGCUCUAGUUGCCACUUAUAGCUGUCAAAAUGUAUCAAAUUAUCCAUUCUUCCAGUAUAUUGAUAUCCUGAUUUUUGUCUGAAA